UUGUAUAUGAAUAUUAUGUUGUGAAAAUAAUGUUAUCAAAAACCGACCCUGGUGGGAUUCGAACCCACAAUCUUCUGCUCCGGAGGCAGACGCCUUAUCCAUUAGGCCACAGAGCCUAGACAAAUUAGCAUUUGAAAUUUUUUAACUAUCCUAUGAAAUUAUGGACGAAUAUAGUUAUUAUGAUAAAAGAAAAAAUAGAGCAAAUAGUGUCCCUCACUCUUUUUCAUCAGUUUCUAUUACAUCUGCAUUUAUAUCAUUAUCUUCACCAUCGUCAUCUUCCGGUUCUCCUCUGAGAAAUGAAUUACAAUAUGACACUCAAUCAUUGUAUGAUAAUGUGGAAAGUAACAAAUAUAUUAACCAUGUUGCAAAAUGGGAAACUAAUUUUACAAGUCGAGUUGCAACUUUCAAAUCCCGCGAUAUUCCAUCAUCUAGUAAUAAAUUUAGAAGAUAUAGCUAUUCAGCCAUGCAUCACAAAAAUCCAAUGAUCGUUAACGUUAUGGAUGGAUCUAAAUCACAUUAUAGCUCGAUGUGCACGGUUAAUAAGAAGUUGUUUCAAGCUCCCUCGCCCAGAAUCAAUCAAAUUAAACAGGAGGAAGGGAUGGAAAGGGAAGCCAAUCACGAAAAAUCGACUCACCUCAAUAUUUGUUUGUCCAACACCUGGGAAGAUCUUGCCCUUGAAGACGAAGGCAAAGGAAAAAAUAAAAUGGGUAAGACAAAUUUUUCGCCAUCCAUUUUAUCGGAUAAUAAUAAUAUCGCGACAGAAAGUAUAGAUUUAAACAGCGAUAUAUUUGGGAGCAAUAGCUAUAAUUACUAUAAUUGUGAUUCCGAUUCUUCUGACUGUGUGGUAAAGUCACCUUUUAGAAAUUAUCCUUACAAUUAUGGUAAUGGCAAUAACACUAAGCCUUAUUUACAAAAUUCUUUUCGAGCCAUAUCCAGUCCCAAUGCUAAAUCAUGCAUUAGACGAAGUGUAAGCCCAGUUGUGGUACUAAGACCUAGCACCUUAAAUAUAAAGCGCAAAUAUGAAUCAGACACCGACAGCUGUUCUAGUUCUCCGCCCAGUAAAAAGUUUUUGACACCUCAUUACCUAACGUCCCCUUUAUCAUUGGAGGUUAAAUCAUUUAUCAAUCAACCUCAACAAACUUGCAAAGGCGUUUUCAAUUACGAGUCUUUUAACAGGGAUAUUAAUUGGGAUAAAGACAAUGUUAGCGACAACAAUGAUGCAAUAGACUUUGAUAAUAGGGUGGGAACGAGCAAUGUAAGUCCUUCAACUUGGAUUACCAGUGAAAAGGAGUCAGCAUCUCCCGAAAACAAUGUCAUUAUUAAAAACAAUAACUUGAUUGAUAGAUAUGCAAAUCACGAUUUAAACAACUUAAAUUUUAGCGAAAUAAAUCGUCAACAAAACAAUAAAAAUUUAAGUAAAUUUCAAUGUGGGGCACCGCUCGGUAUGCUGCCCUCUAAUAACCAUACCAGUAAUACCUACCGGUUUUACCAACACCAAUCCCACAGAAAUCCGUUUUUAAAACGCCUUUUUACCGGUUCCAUGAAUAAUAUAGAUUACUCCGAAAAUAAAGCUUUCUUGUCCCAUUCACUCAGAGCCAAAUCUUUGAUAUCUCCAUUGUCCUUCCUUACUAGGCUUAACAAGCAAGAAAACCAACUCAUUAAUAUAAUCUCGGACUCCUAUAAUAAUAAUAAAUUGAUUCCUUCAAAAGAGAUAAACAGUGCCAAUUCUUCACAAAGUACUGACGCCUCAUUAUCUUCUUCCCCUUUCGAGAAAAACCACUCGAGAAAUGAUAGCGUCUCAAAGAAUUUUAAAAAUCGUUGCCGAAAAAAUAAUUAUCACAAAAACGAAUUUUUAAGUGAUACAAUUAAAAAGAUUCACAAUCGACUUGUCGAUUCAAAUAGCAGUAGUGAUAAAACUGAAGAAAUUGUCAAUGUGGAAUGCCGACUUGAGGGUGAUAAAGAUAUGUUUAUUAAUUACGAAAAUAAUAUUUCCUAUAAAGAGGAGGAUAGGUUAAAAACAUCUUCUUUCGACCAAAAUGAAGAUAAAUUAUAUCUCUCUAUGGAGACCGAAAACUACACAGACGAAUAUGUCGUCGAAAUUCAAAGCAUGGAAUCCGAUGACAAUAAAAAGCAAGAAAGUGAAAUUAAAAGUUAUAAUAACGAAAUCCUUAUCAAUUCUAAAUCGCAUUUCGACUCGAAUAUAUCACCUGAUUCGAUUUCAACAAUUUUGCAACCCACAUCUCUCCACCCACCUUUAAAUUCCAUAAUCAUAUAAUAAACUCGUUUCUUCUUCACUUUAUAAUCAUCGGUAAAUAUUUAAAGGAGUAGUAGUUUCAUUUCCCAGUAAAAAUAUCUUAUGAAUUUUAACCACCAAAAUUUUAAAAAUCCUUUUGUUACAUAAUAAUGAAAUAUUAUAUCAAAUUAAUAAAUUAAUUAAUAUAUUUGU
Molecule: messenger RNA, 2446 nt
Organism: Gordionus sp. m RMFG-2023
Lineage: Eukaryota; Metazoa; Nematomorpha; Gordioida; Chordodea; Parachordodidae
Exons: 10
Coding region: 161-2275 (704 amino acids)
Molecular function (GO): protein serine/threonine phosphatase inhibitor activity
Source: RefSeq, a predicted model, not a curated record